ACAGAUACCACAUUCACAUUAGCAUUCAUCAUCAUCACAACAACAAACGUUCGUUUGGCGUUUGGAAAGAAAAUCGUCACGUUCUGAUUUGAUUUUAUUGUAUCGCUUGGAAGCACUUAAGCAGAGUAGAAAACAAGUUAAUAUUCUUCAGAGCAGUCUGCACUAACAGUAGUCCACCAUGGGCAAGAGCCGCUCACCUUCACCCCGUAGGAGGCGCAGUCGGUCUAGAGAUAGAGAUCGUGACCGCUAUGACAGAGACAGGGAUCGUGAUAGGGACCGUGAACGUGACAGAGACCGUGACCGCAGAAGGAGACGUUCUAGAGAAAGGGAUGUUGUCAGAAGAAGGACUUCAAGAUCAGCUGAUAGAGAUCGUCCUGUUCGACGCUGGUCCAGAUCAAGGUCUAGGUCAAGAUCUCCUGUCAAAGCAGAUAAACCAAAGCCUCGACCAAUCAUGCAACCUAAGAUCAUCACAGAUGCUGAUCUCGCUGGGAAGACUGAAGAUGAACAAGAGAUGCUUAAGUCAAUGGGAUUCUGCUCGUUCGAUACCACUAAAGGCAAGAAGGUUCAAGGAAAUGAAGUUGGAGCUGUUCAUGUUAUACUCAAGAGAAAAUACAGACAGUACAUGAACAGAAAAGGUGGAUUCAACAGACCUCUGGAUUUCGUUGCCUAGGUUGGUGGUGCAAUAUACUUCAGACCUAAAGUACCGAGGUAUGGCAGUGAUUGUCUUAAAUGGCUAAGGCAAAUUCAGUAUAUGCAGAAUUAAUUUAUCACCUUCUGCCACAAUUGUUCUCUUGUGAUCUGUGUCAAAAUAACUAUCUGCCUCUCCAUAGCUCAAAAAUUGGAAAAGUUAUUGAAUGUCACUGAGUUAAGUAUCAUGUCUUAUCUGUUUGUUAGGUUUCUGUUUCAUAUAUGGUCUUCAUUCUGAGUGAUAAAAGAAACAUUUUAUUUGUAUAUAUACUUCGUAAGUAAUAAAACCACAAUCUAAAACGCACAA
Molecule: messenger RNA, 994 nt
Organism: Frankliniella occidentalis (western flower thrips)
Lineage: Eukaryota; Metazoa; Arthropoda; Insecta; Thysanoptera; Thripidae
Gene: ytr
Product: U4/U6.U5 small nuclear ribonucleoprotein 27 kDa protein
Exons: 4
Coding region: 179-670 (163 amino acids)
Biological process (GO): RNA splicing
Cellular component (GO): precatalytic spliceosome
Source: RefSeq, a predicted model, not a curated record